Molecule: messenger RNA, 2894 nt
Organism: Propithecus coquereli (Coquerel's sifaka)
Lineage: Eukaryota; Metazoa; Chordata; Mammalia; Primates; Indriidae
Gene: ERGIC1
Product: endoplasmic reticulum-golgi intermediate compartment 1
Exons: 10
Coding region: 176-1048 (290 amino acids)
Biological process (GO): retrograde vesicle-mediated transport, Golgi to endoplasmic reticulum; endoplasmic reticulum to Golgi vesicle-mediated transport
Cellular component (GO): endoplasmic reticulum; endoplasmic reticulum membrane; Golgi membrane
Source: RefSeq, a predicted model, not a curated record
CGCCCAAUGGGAUGCGCGGAGCGUCACUUCCCGGCGGCGGGAGGCGAGUGGCGAGAGCCCGGGACGGCCGGCGGGGGCGGGACGGCCCGAGGAGGCGUUGGCAGCGGGCUCGGACCCACGCGGCGCCGCGGCCCGCCUGGUCUGCAGCGCUCCCACCCCCGGCGGCGGCGGCACGAUGCCCUUUGACUUCAGGAGGUUUGACAUCUACAGGAAGGUGCCCAAGGACCUUACGCAGCCAACGUACACCGGGGCCAUUAUCUCUGUCUGCUGCUGCCUCUUCAUCCUCUUCCUCUUCCUUUCGGAGCUCACCGGAUUCAUAACCACAGAAGUCGUGAACGAGCUGUACGUCGAUGACCCAGACAAGGACAGCGGGGGCAAGAUUGACGUCAGCCUGAACAUCAGUUUACCCAAUCUGCACUGUGAGCUGGUUGGGCUGGACAUUCAGGAUGAGAUGGGCAGGCAUGAGGUGGGCCACAUCGACAACUCGAUGAAGAUCCCUUUGAACAACGGGGCAGGUUGCCGCUUCGAGGGACAGUUCAGCAUCAACAAGGUCCCUGGCAACUUCCACGUGUCCACACACAGUGCCACAGCGCAGCCACAGAACCCAGACAUGACACAUGUCAUCCACAAGCUCUCCUUUGGAGACACGCUACAGGUGCAGAACGUCCACGGAGCUUUCAACGCGCUCGGGGGAGCAGACAGGCUCACCUCCAACCCCCUGGCCUCCCACGACUACAUCCUGAAGAUCGUGCCCACGGUUUACGAGGACAAGAGCGGCAAGCAGCGGUACUCCUACCAGUACACGGUGGCCAACAAGGAGUAUGUUGCCUACAGCCACACGGGCCGCAUCAUCCCUGCCAUCUGGUUCCGCUAUGACCUCAGCCCCAUCACGGUCAAGUACACAGAGAGACGGCAACCGCUGUACAGGUUCAUCACCACGAUCUGUGCCAUCAUUGGCGGGACCUUCACUGUCGCCGGCAUUCUGGACUCAUGCAUCUUCACAGCCUCGGAGGCCUGGAAGAAGAUCCAGCUGGGCAAGAUGCACUGACGUUGCGCCCGGCCCAGCGGCCAAGGUCCCGAGGAGGGCCGCCAGCCCCACCUCCAGCACCCUGUCUCCUUUUGCCCUCAGUCUGGCCCGGAAUCUGGCUGUGUCCCAAAGAACGUUUGGGAGGUGGGGGGAAGGUAGAGGGUGGCUCAAGGUUUCGCAGCUACCUCUUUUCCCCAUGUUUUAGACAACUUGUACCGCCCGAAGUUGUGGUUCCCCUUUCCCUGGGGAGCCCUAAGGCUACAGUCAGGCAAGAAGGACUCCAGGGAUAUUGGGGACCCCUUCUGGGAGGGCUGCAGUCUCUUCCCUCACAGGGGAACAGCCCAGAAUCCACAUCAGCCAGCUCUCAGCCAGGCUUUGACAAUCUCGCGGGCCCCACCAUUUGGACACAUUAGUCACUUGGUUUCUUCCCUGGGCAGCCUACCUGCCCCAGACCUGGGCUCUCAGCUUUAGAACUAGGCUGCCCGAAGGUACUCCCACCUGGUGCCUUCAACGAAGGAUGGUACUUCCCUGACAAGCCCCUAAGAUUUUACAGUAUAGAGUGGAAACCCUACUCCUGCCCCAUCCCUUUCUGCCCAACCUAGAGCCCAGGCCUCAAGUCCUUUGCCCCAUCCCUCUCUUGUUCUUCAGAGAGGCAGAUGCCCAGUUGUUUGGCAGCAGUGGUAGAGACUUAAAGCUGCCCACCAGUCACAAGGCAGGUCAGAUUCCCCUUCUUCUCUUCUUUUCCUCUGAACCCCCCACCAAUGUGCCUCGGCCCCUGUGCUGUGUGGCAACAGCAUUUCUUGGUGGAGGGGCUGGUUCCUACUGCCAAGACCCCCCCACCGCUCUGUUGGGAUCUGCGGUGGCAAGGGGUGGGGGUUGUGUGACUGGGAAGUCAUCCUUUGAGGACCAGAUAGACAUGGCUCGUGCACUUAUGUCCAGAUGGAAAGCAUCCUUCCUUGCAACCCUAAAAUACUCAUGCAGCUUCUCCCAGACAGCUGCUGUUGGUCCCAAGGCCUUAGGUCAGGGACGCAAAGCAGGCCAGCCCUUCUCCUGUCUUUGGACCUCCACCUUCUGGGUUCCCGAGGGGUGCAGAGCACUUGGACCUCUCUGCAGCCCGGUUAUGGCCCACUUGCCACUGAGCUCUCCCAUUGGCUGGCCACACACCAACAUGGUCAGGCCCCUGGGGCAGCUCCAGUGUCUCCCCAUAGGCCCUGAGGGGGUCCUUAUCCUGCUGCCCCCCUUCAUCCUUCCCCUUUUGUCCUGAAAGGGAGAGGCAACGGUCCAGGCACAAAUUCCACUGGGGGAAUUUUAGCUAUGCCCUCUUGUCCAGGGAGAGAGCCACCCGUCUGUUUUCCAUUUAUAUCAAGAUUGUUUGCAUACUUUUGUAAUGAAGGGGAGUGUCCAGUGGAAGGAUUUUUUAAAUUAUCUAUAUGGAUAACUCAAGUCCUUGCCAUUUGUAAUUUUGGUUCUGGAUUCCAAUUAGAAAAGCUCCUUUUGCAUAUGAGUUGACUGAUGUGAGUGUAAAUGCAUUUGGUUAUUUCUGAUAUCUGUGGCCACUUGGAUGAAUUUUUUUUUUUUACAUUCUGUUCCCGUUACAGAGAGGAGCCCCUUUGGUGUGUGAAUACGUGUGCCUGUAGGGGGUGAGGCAGGGUGGGGUGGGGGCGGGAAAUGUGUGGCAUGCACAUGAGUUAAAAUUCUACUUUUAUGCAUUUUUUUAAAGAAAUCUAAGAACAUAGGGGAUGUCAAUUUCCUAUGGAAGAGACACCUCUGACCUGUUAUUCUUAUAAGCAAAAUCUCAAGGGAAAAAAAUGUUUUAGUUCUUUCCCCACUUACUAGGUUCAAAUAGAUUAAAAGGCUGAUUUUCAGA